AGAGAAACCAUGGCAUCACUCUUGGUCUUGUGCACUUGAUCGCCUCUCUUUCACUCGUGUGCAGUGGGUACUUAUGCAGGGUAUUUAUUGUAUUGGGUAGUGAGUGCAGAGUCUGCAGAGACUUUAUGGAGUGGAUAUAUACUAUCCAUGUGUAAAUACCUACCUACAGGUUAAAAAGCUAUAGAACCGAGAGAGGUGCGUUAAUAUAUAGUUACCUCAUAGAAUUUUCUGGUUUUGUACUUUGGUGCUCCGUUUAAUCUCGCUCACAGGGUGAUAGAUUUCUUUGAUGAAACAAGUGAAAAAUAUAAAAAAACUUAGGCGAUCGUUGUCACAGAAGCUGUCUGCUGGAGUUGUCUCUCUGCGUGCGCUCUUUACUUCUUUCGGAGGUACACAUUGAUGCCAUUGAUGCUGAUGAUGAUGAGGCUCACGAAAGAAGAAUCAUAUACUUAGCUUGUCCACAUUCAGAAACAAUUUUACGCUCCUGAGAAUCGCAGUGUGUUUUAAUGGAGUGUGGUGAGGGACACUUUCUCGGUGUUUCGAAAAUUAUGACAUUUUGACCGCAUGGAUAAUGGGAGAUUGGAUAUUUUCCAAAAAAAAACAGCUUAAACUUUUUGUUUACACCGUAAAGCAGGUGAAUAAAUGAAAGUGCAGUAAUUACGUUGAUAAAGAUUUUUUAAAAUUUAUGUUAAUCACCUUGCAAAGGUACAAGCUUAGCACUUAAACUUUAUUGUUUCACGAAUGUAAUAUAAAUCGAUUGCUCAAAUGAAUUAGUUUUACACUAUUUUUCAAUUGGAUUACCAUUUAACUUAUCUCAAGCACUACAUUUUUAUAAUUAUUUACCUUACCCUUUUUUUAUUACAAUGUAUUGAAAAACAUUUACAUUAAGAUAUACACUACAUUAAUUUUUGGAGCAGUUAUAACACAAGCUUCAAGUAGUGCUUUGCUGCCUGUACUUGAGUUCAGCAGAAAAUUGAAUUUCAAAUGUAUUUUAAACACAUAACUGAACAGUAACUCAUCAAGAGUAAUUGAUUUCAACACACAAACGAUUUCUUAAAAGAAUUGAAAAAAAUGAUGGGAUAUAGAAUAUCUUUGGAAUGUGGGGACACAUCGAGCUUACGUUCUAAAAAGACUCCCGACGGUUUUACUCAUGAUUGGGAGGUUUGGAUCAAAGGAGUCGACGACGCUCCAAUACAUCAUUAUAUAGAAAGAGUGGUAUUCAAUCUUCAUGAAACGUUUCCAAAACCAAAGAGAGUCAUAAAAGAGCCUCCGUACUGUCUCACGGAAUCUGGCUACGCCGGUUUUGAUAUUCCAAUUCACGUGUACUUGAAAAACAAAAAUGAACCAAAACGCUUUGACAUCCUGUAUAAUCUGAAUCUCGACACCUCAACUCCAACUGUUAGUCACCGCUCGUUGCAUAAUGAGGUGAUUGUUAAUCCCACUGAAGAAUUCAGGAAAAAGUUGCUGAAAGGUGGUGCCAUUCUCACAAACGUUGAUAGUCCGUUGGAAAAGAACGAGACGAAAACGCUGUCAAUGGUUGGCAAACCCAAGCUGAGUGGCAACUCCGAAGUGAAGAAGCACAGGAUAGUGGAGCCCAAAACUUCUAAUCAAUUCAAUGAUCUUUUUGGUCCUCCAAUUAAAACUGCAAAACUCACGCAGGAGAUCAAGAAAACGUCCGAAAAACCAAACAGUUUGAAAGCUCCUGCAGUCCCAGAAAAGUCCGACAAAGUUGACAAGAGUACAAAAGUUAAACAUAGCCCCCACAAGGAUAGCAAAAAGGAUAAGUCAUCGGAAGAAAAAAAGGAAAAGAAAGAGAAGGAAAAAGAUGGAGUCAAGGACAAGGAGAAGAGUAAAGAUAAGUCAAAAAGAUCUUCAAGUCCCAGUGUCAGUAAGGUGAGUCAACACAGUUUGGAUAAAAGGCCAUCAUCGCCGACGAUUAAGAAAACAUCUUCACCUGCUCCAACUGUGAAACGGUUGUCCUCGCCAUCGUCAAAACCCAAAGAAAAAGAAAGUAAAAAAGAUCCUGAAAAAGACAGAGACAGAGAAAAGGAGAAAUCAAAGGAUAGCUCUAAAAGCAACCCAAUAGAUGAAGUUAAAACUGAAAGGAGUGAAAAAGAAAGUAAAAUCGAGCGUAAAAAAGAUAGAAAGAAACACAAAGAAGAUCGGGAUAAAGAAAAAAAAGAUAAACACAGAGAUAGAGAACGAGAAAAAAGUAAGGAUAAAGAAGGAGUAAAGAGUAUUGAGAAGAAGGUUGAAAAGCCUGAAAAAGUAGAGAAGGAGAAAUCAGAAAUAAAACCGAUAAAAGAGGAAAAGAAAUCGCCAAAGACUUUGAAAGAAGAUGUGAAGCCUAAAGAAGAAAAAAUUUUAAAGCCAGAGAAAAUAGAAAAAAGUGAGAAAGAAAAGUCGAAAGAGUCAAAGAGUGAAAAAUCUGAUAAAUCAAAGCAUAAGCACAAAAAGAAAGAAAAAAAAGAGAAGAGGGAUGGCAGUCGGGAAAGAGAAAAAAAAGAUAAACGUGAGAAGUCAAAAAGUUCCAGUGAAUCCAAAGGCACUGAAGUCACCAAUCCUACUCCUACUCCUACUCCUACUGUUCUCGUACCGACACGCGUACAAGAAAUCGUGGAUCGAGACAGUAGUGACACUUCAGGCGAUGAAGACUCGGUUGUGGAGACAAGACUGAGCAGUGGUAGCGCUCCAAAGAAGGAGUUGCCGUCACCAGCACCUCCAGCAGAGGUUCAUCGGACAAUGUCUCCGCCACCAGCUCCUGCGGGUGAUAAAAAGGACAAAAGUGAUAGAAAACACGACAGAUCAAAGGGCAGAAGAGAAGAAAAAGAGGGCAAAAAACGGAAGCGAAAGAGUGAAAGUAAAGGUCCGGCAGAUGACGAAAUCGUGCCAGUGAAAAAGGGCAAGGACCGGGAUCAUUCAACUUCACCGUUAGUCGAGCCAGUAUCUUCUAGCCAGUCUCCAAUCGCGACGAAUGCAGAUCUUUUGUUGCCAAAGGUCAAACACGAGGAUCCAACUGUUAUCGAACCUACAGCCGGUGACAGCGAACAAGUCGCUCCCGAUUCGACAAACAGCACGUUAGUCGACACGGAAGAGCCUCUAGUCUUUUCCGAAGAUUAUGUAUUACAACUGAAAGAGCUCCAGCAGAAGAUUAUGACGCUGCAAGACAAUCAGGAGUUGCAGAGGGUCGUGCAGGUAAUCGCUGAGACUGGCCAAUAUGAAAUUACUAAAAAGACAUUUGAUUUUGAUCUGUGCACAUUGGACAGACGCACGGUUCAACGGCUCCAGCAGUUUUUCGCCUCUUGACCGACUGUCGCUUAAAGUGAAAAGAAGAAGAAUUAAUGUCUUGUUUUAUUGUAUCAUUGAAUAAUUUUGUGGGUUGAUUGGAUAGUGGCAAUGCACAUAAUGACUAUCGAUAAAAUUCGUUACUAUUAAUCAAACCAAAAUUAUAGGGUACCGAUAAAAUUGGUGCAGUAAAAAUUUUUUAAAUGUAUAACGCAUAAUAUGUUUACACUGACUGUAACCUCUCGUAAUUUUUUUGUCGUUUUGCUAUUCAUUAAAGUAAUGAAAUCAUGCACAAGUUUCAACACCAUCAAUGGGCAACUCUAUUUUCUAACAAAUAUUGCUACUUAUUUCGCAGUGAUAUGAGAAAGAAAAAGCGAUGACGGAGUUCGUUUAUACACAGUGGACUUUAUAUGUAUGAAUAGUUUUAUUGAAAGUCUUAAGUAUAGGUGAAUAAAAUUAAAUCAUUCAAA
This is a messenger RNA of Copidosoma floridanum, 3752 nucleotides long. It is a transcript of the gene ear, whose product is annotated as ENL/AF9-related super elongation complex transcription factor. Gene Ontology annotation, cellular component: transcription elongation factor complex. NCBI's taxonomy places the organism in Eukaryota, Metazoa, Arthropoda, Insecta, Hymenoptera, Encyrtidae. The record is from RefSeq and is a predicted model, not a curated record. Gene Ontology annotation, molecular function: chromatin binding. Gene Ontology annotation, biological process: positive regulation of DNA-templated transcription.